AUGUUCUUGUUCUUCAGUGUUGGGAUGCUUGGUUUUUGCAAUUCUCAGUCGCAGAUUGAAGGUUUGGUAUGGUUUGGUUCAUUUUGGUGCUUGGAUUCUUUCUUUUGCAGCCCUUGGCCCAGAGCCAUGAUUUCCAUUACUCGAAUUCUGCUGAUUCUCAUCGUGGUAGCAUGUGGGCUGACGAUCCUGGUAUCGUUCAAUCACACCUUCCAGAUGGCGAAGUUGGUUCCCAGCCACGUUCACGGAGGUCAAAGCACCUUGGACACUGGCACGAUGAGCAGACUAAUGGAAUUCCCUACAGCCAUGAAGAAUGUAGAGAGAAGCUUGCUGGCACUUGAGCAACACAUUCAUGACCUCGACGAAGAGAUGAAAGGAGGGCGGUCACCUCCGAAGAAGGACGACGCUUCCGUCGGCGAGCCGCGAGACGCCUCCGGCAGCGUCGGCGGUGUCUUGGCGGCUUCGGGCUCCAGCGGCUCGGCGGCUUCGACGGCUGGAGCUGGACGUCCAGAGGCCGCUAACCAGCGCGAGCAGCGCUGGCGCAAGGAUCGUCGAUGUGGGUCGAAUGCCUCACCUUUGCCAGAUGGAAAGGUCGCGGAGUGUGAUCCCACCGGGGACUUUGCUUGCUGCUCUGCCUUGGGCUGGUGUGGAGGGUCGAAACAGCAUUGCCUUUGCAAGGGCUGUGUGAAUUACAAGGAGAAAUAUGCGAAGGAGUUGGGUCAGAGUGUUGCUAGCUUACCCCCAAUGCCUCCUAAAGAUGGACAUAAGGGCAAGACGGUGGUGGUGAUCAUCCCCUUUCGCGAUCGGGAGUCUCACUUAAAGCUCUUUAAACAAUACUGGCGGUGGUUUUCGGAACAUGGACGGAUUCCCAAGACCGUGCAGCACUGGGUGGUCUUUGUAGCAGAGCAGUUUGAUUCAGAGACAUUCAAUCGCGGUUGGAACUUCAAUGGAGCACUGGCAAUUGCUUCCGCUCUGACGACAGCAUCUCCUGAUAUCAAGCCAGAUAUGGGCUUUGACUUUGACUGCGCUGUGAUCCAGGACAUUGACUACCUGCCAGAGAAGGGUGUGGAUUACUCCGAUUGCGAGGUACCCACACAGCUCAGUGCCGAGAUAGACCGCUACAACUGGAAAACACCAUAUCUCACCAGCGCAGGUGGCAUUGUGGGCAUGAGUUUGCGACAUUGGCGGAAGAUCAACGGCUUUGGGAACAACUACUUCGGAUGGGGGGGCGAGGACGAUGAGCUUCACCAUCGCUUACGAUUGAAUGGCUUGUUGUAUGGCGAUUGUUACCCCUACUGUGCCAAGAAUGAUGCCAAGAUCGGAAAACCAGGGCAGUCCAUCAAGCGUCCGAAGAAAGGCUUUGGCCGCUUUAGUGGCAAGUUCAUGCACAGUGCCAACCACACCAAGCGUAUCACCGAUAGUCGUGCCUAUGCCCGCAACCUGGAUCAACUGAGAGAAAUCGGCUCUGGAGGAAGCAGAUGGAAGACCGACGGCUUAAAUAGCCUGGCCUUCAGCAUCGUGGAUGCUCAAUCGGACACUGCAGACAAGGAGACCUAUGGUAUUACUUACCAUCAUGUCAAGAUGCGCCGUGGAAAGAAACCCUUUCAUGUGAAAGAUGUUCCCGUCGCCAUCCCUCCAGGCUUUUGCCAAAGUAGCAAAGUCUUACCGGCAGGUUGGGUCCUUCAGAAGAUGGGUGAGGGAUCCAUUCCCUGGGAUCUCGAUGCCUUGCGUUCCCGCAUCGCCAGCUUCGCCGCGCCCGACGGCAGCGAAUGCCCCGGCGCCAGGUCGGCGAACUUCUUGUUGGUGGACCGAAGGCAGCAGGUGGCGAAGAUCUUUCACAGCGGCAUGGAGCGGAUGCUGGUGGUCUAUUUGAGAAGCCUAGGAAGUGCCAUGGAAGAUGCCCUCAUCGUGGCGGAUCCAAGGCCAGCUGAAGUGAUUCUACAAAGCUUUCAAGAGCAGAAGGCAUUUGCAGAUCCACCCACCUUCUUCUGUGUGUGCACCUCGAAGUUGAAGAAAGGUGGCAAUAAGUAUAGCGUCCACCAAGGGGAUCAUUGCAGUGGUGGUGGCUGGGAUGCCGUGGAGGGUGGCGUUUGGAGAGCUUAUGCACAGCACAAGGAAGGAACAAAGGCCAUCUCUUGGUGUGACAAUGAGAGGUACUGGACUCAAAUCUUUGUGAAAGGGACGAGCUGUCCUGAGAACUGGGCUGGAUUAAAGUGGAUCCAUGGAGGAACCUUCUACGUCAAGGACGGAGCCUCCUUUUGCAGUGGAACCCGCAAGACGGAAUCGGAAGAAACGUCCUUUUCGAAAUUGGUGGCCAAGAAGAACUGUGGAGGUGAUGGAUUUUCGCAUGAUUUCAGUUUUGAUCCUGUGCCUGCACCAGAUCCCGUUGCUAGCAUUGGUAUUUGUAUUGGUCAGGAUGCAAGUCUCAAGGCCAAGAUUUCCAUGAUGGAUGAAUGUGACACUGGUGGCUUUUCUCAUGUGGCUCGCUUUGCUGCACGCCGGGCCGUCUAUGCCUCCAAGUCGGAUCGGAUCUUUUGCGUGGUUCCUUCAGGCGAUGGGGACCUCAUUCGGGCUGGACCUCGCUGCUCUGGCAGCAAGGGCUUCGACUUUGCGCUUCCAGCGGAGCUGGAGCAUACCAUUGCCCGGGUGGCACCUGAACUCGCGAAGGCCUGGCGGAUUUGUGUGGGAUUUCAGAGCGGCAAGGACAAAGCCACAGUGGGAGUGGACGAUCAAUGUGAAAAUCUGCAGGGUCUUACUGUGGACUUCAAGGCACCGUCAUUGCUUGACAUUGCUGCGUCCACACCCGGCAGGGACAGCGCGUCCCCGGCCCCACUCUUCACCAUUGUGGAAGAAGAAGUCCUUUGCUUUGGCUUUCUGUGCCCACAUGUGUUGAGUGGCCUGAAGUGA
Durusdinium trenchii is the source of this 2904-nucleotide messenger RNA. The record is from the annotation of a GenBank genome assembly. Lineage: Eukaryota; Dinophyceae; Suessiales; Symbiodiniaceae.